AUGUUUCAGUAUGCGAACUUAAUGUACUAUGGAGCCAAGACCGAAAAGGAUGCCAGGAAAAAGCGUAUCUACGACGAUGAAUACCUCGAGGGCGAGGAUUCAGAUGACGAAAAGUCGUCUUCGUCACGCGAACGUCGCCGUCGCUGGGAUGACGAUGGUAGUCACCGCCGAGAUCGAGAUCGAGACCGAGAUCACCAUAGUAAGAGCAGUCGCAAAAGCAAAGAGGAAGUAAAGAAAGCAGUCCCAGAAGAGGAAGAAGAAGACGAACUCGAUGCCUUUAUGGCAGAGAUUAACGCACAGGCUUCGAAGGACAAAGCAAUAGCUGUGCAAAAGGAAAAGGAUCGAGCCAGUGGUAAAGAUACGGACGCCGACAAAAAGGGCAUUGGCAGAGCUGACAUCGACGAGGAAGAUAUGCAAGAGUCAUACUUCAACUAUCUCGAAGAGCAUAAAGAGAAGAUUGCUAAUGAAGAGGAAGAAUACGAGUAUGAUGAAGAUGGGAAUGUCAUUUGGACUUGGAAGAAGGUUAUCGAUCCGUUGCCCGCUAUCGACCACUCAGCAAUCAACUAUCCUUCAUUCAAUAAGAAUUUCUACGAAGAGCAUGAGGAGAUCAAAAAACUCAACCAUGUGGAGGUAACGCGGCUACGUGAAAAGUUGGGUUUACGAGUUGGUGGUUUCCAUCCACCGAAGCCUGUAUGCUCAUUUGCACACUUUGGCUUUGAUAAACCGCUCAUGGAUUCGAUCAGAAAGAGCGAGUACGAGAAGCCAACUCCUAUUCAAGCUAUGGCAAUACCAGCUGCACUGAGUGGACGUGAUGUACUCGGCAUUGCGAAGACUGGAAGUGGUAAAACUGCAGCUUAUUUAUGGCCUGCAAUCGUACAUAUUAUGGAUCAGCCAGAUCUCGAUGUUGGUGAUGGUCCAAUCGCUUUGAUAGUUGUACCUACUCGAGAAUUAGCUAUACAGGUGUACCAGGAAGCGAAGCGUUUCUGUAAAGUCUACAACAUCAACGUGAUAUGUGCUUAUGGAGGAGGAAGUAAAUGGGAACAAUCCAACGAACUUAAGAACGAAGGAGCUGAAUUGGUUGUGUGCACGCCGGGACGAAUAAUAGACCUGGUAAAAGUUGAGGCAACGAAUUUCUCGCGCACAACGUUUUUGGUGUUCGAUGAGGCUGACCGAAUGUUUGAUAUGGGCUUCGAAGCCCAAGUGAAGUCCAUUUCCGACCAUAUCCGUCCUGAUCGCCAGUGUCUCAUGUUCAGUGCAACCUUCAAGCAUAAGGUAGAGCGGUUGGCAAGAGACGCUUUGUGUGACCCUGUACGAAUUGUUCAAGGAGAAGUUGGCGAGGCUAACGCUGAUGUUGUACAAACAGUGGAGGUUUUGCCACGACAGGACACGAAGUGGGUAUGGCUUACGCAGAGGCUUGUAAAUUUUGGAACAAUGGGCAAAGUACUCAUCUUUGUGACGAAGAAAAUCAAUGCUGAAGAUCUCGCGAAGAAGCUCAGGGCCCGUGACUUUGAAUUGGUGCUUCUACAUGGUGAUAUGCUGCAGCACGAACGCAAUGAACACCUUCAAGCAUUCCGGAAGAAAGUGAAUAUCAUGGUGGCCACAGAUGUUGCAGCCCGCGGUCUUGAUAUCCCAGAGAUUCGCACGGUUGUGAAUUAUGAUCUAGCACGGGAUAUCGACACUCAUGUACAUAGAGUGGGACGAACGGGUCGAGCAGGACAGAAAGGAUAUGCGUACACUCUUAUUACUGAUAAAGACAUGGAGAUGGCUGGUCAUUUGGUUAGGAAUUUAGAAAGUGUCAACCAAGAAGUUCCUGAGGCUCUUUUCUCUCUUGCGAUGAAAUCAGCUUGGUUUCGAUCACAGCGUGGUGGAGGAAAUGCUGCUAAGCCUCACGCGCGACUCGGUCUUGGCUAUAAACCAAAAACUCGACCAGCUCGUGGUAGUGGAGGCGCUCAACUUGAUCCUCUCAAAGAACAAAAACCGCGUGGGGCCACUAAUCUCACAGUGCGCGACGCAAUAAGGGCUGCAACAAGCAAUCAAGGGCCUGCAGCUGCAGCACCAAAUGAUAGGCUUCAAGCUAUGAAAAACGCUUUUAAGGUUUGUUAUUUUAGAUUAUUGGUCAUCAUAUUCAGCACGAGAGAUAAACGAAAAGGGAACUUGUGA
Molecule: messenger RNA, 2160 nt
Organism: Haemonchus placei
Lineage: Eukaryota; Metazoa; Nematoda; Chromadorea; Rhabditida; Trichostrongylidae
Source: the annotation of a GenBank genome assembly